AUGGCUGGACGAUUCGUCAGAGCGUCGAAGUAUCGACAUGUCUUUGGCAAGCCUACGAGAAAGGACUUUUGCUACGACAACAUUCACAUUAGCCGCAAUGCUUGGGACACCAACCUGAUCAAGGUCAACCCCGAAUAUCUCUCCGUCAAUUGGGACUCGUCCGGCGGCGGCGCCUUUGCUGUCAUCCCUCUCAACGAGCGAGGCAAGCUGCCCGACCAGAUUCCCCUGUUUCGCGGCCACACAGCUGCCGUCCUCGACACCGACUGGCACCCUUUCAAUGACCGAUUCAUUGCCUCGGCCUCUGAAGAUGGCAAGGUCUUCCUCUGGGAGGUCCCGGAAGACUUUACCCUCUACACCGACGCGGAAGAAAUCCCCAACGUUUCGCCCGUGAGCAAGCUUGCAGGCCACUCCAGAAAAGUCGGCCAGGUCCUCUUCAACCCCUCGGCCGAAAACAUCCUCGCCUCCGCCUCGGGUGACUACACGAUCAAGAUCUGGGACGUCACCACGGGCCAGUCGCCCCUGGCGCUGGCCCACGGCGACAUUGUCCAGAGCCUGACCUGGAACGCCGCCGGCAGCAUGCUCGCCACCACCUCGCGCGACAAGAAGAUCCGCGUCUGGGAUGUGCGCCAGGAAAAGCCCGUCCACGAGGCGCCGGGCCACGCCGGAGCCAAGAACAGCAGGGCCGUCUGGAUGGGCGAGCACAACCGCUUCGCCACUACGGGCUUCUCCAAGAUGAGCGAGCGCCAAAUAGCCCUCUGGGAGCCCGGCAACCCUGAGCCCAUCGGCGGCUUCACCAUGAUUGACUCCAUCUCUGGUGUCUGCAUGCCAUUCUGGGAUGAUGGCUCCAACUGCCUUUACCUUGCUGGCAAGGGUGACGGCAACAUUCGCUACUACGAAUAUGAGAACGAUAAGUUUGAGUUCCUCAGCGAAUACAAGUCUCCCGAUCCUCAACGUGGUAUUGCCUUUGUUCCCCGCCGUGGCAUCAAUGUCCACGAAAACGAAGUCAUGCGCGCCUACAAGACCGUCAGCGAUAGCUACAUCGAGCCCAUUUCCUUCACCGUGCCUCGUCGCGCCGAGACCUUCCAGGCUGACAUCUUCCCCCCCGCCGUUGGCACGAAGCCUGCCUGCUCUGCCAAGGAGUGGCUCGACGGCAAGACCGGCAUUCCCAGCAAGAUCGAUCUCGAGAGCGUCUACGAGGGCACUGCCCCCAAGGAGGUUGCCUCGGACUACAAGGCCCCUGUUCAGUCCGCGCCCUCCACACCAAAGGCCGAAACGAAGCGCGAGGAGCCUAAACGCGAGGAGCCGAAGCCUGCCGUCUCCCGUGCGCCCCCGCCCAGCAUCAAGGACCAGAAGAGCUCGAUCUCCAACAUGGCCAACAAGUUCCAGGAUAACGAGGAGGACGAGGACGAUGACGCCGAUACUACCUCUAGCUUCGAAGAUAUUGGCCGCCCCGCCCAGCGCAACACCGUCCCGGUCCGUGCCGCCGAGCCUAAGCUGCCGACCAAGACGACCUCGGCGCCGGCGCCCGCACCGGCUGCCACUCCCAUCAUCGCUCCGGCGCCUGUCACUGCCGCCACGCCCAGCCGCACGCCUGUCGGUGCUUCCACCCCUGUGGGAGGCACAGCCGUCGAGUCGUCCCUGGAGCAGAUCAAGCAGCUGAUUGAGAACCAGACCAAGAUCAUCACGCAGCAGAAUGACAAGAUCGGCCAGCUGACGCAGGAAGUCGAGCUGCUGAAGCGCAAGGUUGGCUCCACGGGAUCGCAGGACCAGAACGAGCGCAUCCGGCAAUUAGAGCUGGAACUGGAAGAAGCCCGCUCAUAA
Cordyceps fumosorosea ARSEF 2679 is the source of this 1821-nucleotide messenger RNA. RefSeq names its product coronin-6. The record is from RefSeq and is a predicted model, not a curated record. The coding region runs from base 1 to 1821 and encodes 606 amino acids. The transcript has 8 exons. Gene Ontology annotation, biological process: actin filament organization. NCBI's taxonomy places the organism in Eukaryota, Fungi, Ascomycota, Sordariomycetes, Hypocreales, Cordycipitaceae. Gene Ontology annotation, molecular function: actin filament binding.